Chenopodium quinoa (quinoa) is the source of this 1365-nucleotide messenger RNA. RefSeq lists its product as uncharacterized. The transcript has 2 exons. The record is from RefSeq and is a predicted model, not a curated record. Bases 1 to 1365 code for a protein of 454 amino acids. Lineage: Eukaryota; Viridiplantae; Streptophyta; Magnoliopsida; Caryophyllales; Amaranthaceae.
AUGGCGUCACAAAAUGUAGUUUUGUUAUGCCGGUGGGGAGGAGAAAUUCUGUUUGAUGGACCCCGGGUCGAGUAUAGUGGGGGAAAUAUGGAACCACUAACACUAGAACUGAACAUGACUAUGAAUGAUUUGAUGAAUGAGGUUCAUAGUAGUAUUGGUUCAGACCCGAUGACCGUUGACGUACACAUUAAAAUGAGGUUUGAGACCGGCAAUGGGGUUCAAGUGUUACCGGUUUCUACGAAUAAGCAUGUGACAGCUCUAAGGAACGUUGUUGCAAUGAAGGGUGUUCCCACUGAAAUAUAUGUGGAAACGGUGCCUAUAUGUACCCAACAAAGUACUCGGCCAGAACAAUUGCAUAGUUAUUCGCCUACGCAAGAUGAUGGUCAGGCUUCACCGUCUCAGCAUGCGCCGAAUCAUCUUGAAGAUAUUGUGAAUAACGAACUUUCUGUGUAUGAUGUGUACACAAAUGAUGAGGCCGAUAGCGGAGAGGAGGAAGAUGGACUUCAGAACAUGGAUGUAGAACCUGCUCGGAUGGAAGUGGGCGAGCCCCUGGUUAGAACUCCCAUUCCUUGGUUCAGUCAGAGGAAUCAGUUCUACACCACAAUUACAUCGAAUGAGAGUGUGCUUCAUUUGCGGUGCAAGAAAAAAUGUGGUUGGAUGCUACGGGGUACCAAAUCUAGUAAGCACUCGCGUGGCUUCGCCCUAGUCACAUACAAAGGCCCGCACCGGGAGAACUGUGUCACGGAAGUAUUGUCCACUGAUCACCCGCAUUUGGAUUCGUCGUUAAUAUCAGAUUUUGUGAAGUCCUUUGUUCGGAAAGAUCCGUCUUUGAAAGUUGAAUUCAUACAAGAACUCAUCUCCAAGCAAUUUCAUUUCGAUGUCCCGUACCGGAGGGCAUGGUAUGCAAAGGGGAAAGCAAUAGCUGAUAUUUACGGUGAUUGGGAGAGUUCUUACGGCAGACUUCCGCACUUCAUGCAAGCCCUCCAACAGUCAAACCCGGGAACGUGUGUUGUGUGGAAGUACAAAGCGUUGGUUGACGGUGUUUACUACAGCAACAUGGAAGUGUUUGAAAGAGUGUUUUGGGCGUUUGGCCCUUGUAUCGACGGUUUUAAACAUUGUAUGUCAGUUAUCUGUAUCGAUGGGACGCACUUGUACGGGAAGUACAAAGGAACACUGUUGGUUGCUACAAGUGUUGAUGCAAACUUCCAAGUAUUUCCUCUAGCAUUUGCGUUGGUUGAGGGGGAAAACACCUCCAGCUGGUCUUGGUUCCUGGGUUGCAUUCGGGUUCAUGUCACUCAACGAGAUGGCCUUUGUGUUAUAUCUGACCGACAUCCUGGGAUUAGGGGUGAAACAAAUUCGGGUUAA